GAUGGCCGCGUGCUCGUGUGGGCCCAAUGGGGCAAGGCGCCUCUCUUGCUUUCCCCUUCCUUGCUCGCUUGUUUGUUCCUCUCCACCAUCCAUCCAUGCAUCCUCCACUAUCCACCACAUCCACAAUACACCAUCCUUCGCGCGUGCGUGUGCGUGCGUGCGUCGUCUCACCACCGGCCACACGGGGAUUUUUUCCUCAUUGUCCCCUCAUCAUCAUCAUCGUCGUCGUGACCCGCGUUGCGUGGUCUGUUUUCAGCUUGUUUGCUUACUUGCUUACCCACGGCCUGCUGCUGCCACCACCACCACCAUCCACCAACACCAAACACCCAUGCUGAGCCGCUCGUUGCCAGUGGCCAGGCGCUCGGUGAUUGCAUUGCGCAACCCCUCUCCUGUUCUCCCCAUUCGAAAUCUUGUUAAGCGCCGCGUCCACUCCCAAUCCAGCCAAGCACCAGUUGGUCGUUUGAUGUCAACCCGUUCGUGUGGGAGGCUGCUGAAAUUGCCAUGCAUGUACCUCCCAAUGUACACGGUACACCUCAAGUACGCGGUACAUGGAUACAGCACACUGCACCACAAUCUUCGUGGGCGACAUCAAGCCGCGGUGCAAACAUGGCCGCUGUCUUGAGCCCCCCACCACGGGCGCCUAUCUCCACGGCCAGCCACACGGGUAUACCUACAACCUACUCACAUGUAUGCGUGUCUUAUGUAGCCAACCAACGCCCUUGGCCGCUUGCAGGGCUACAGCACGACUACACGUUACUUACACAUCUGCUGCUCUUAUCGAUUCGCGUGCCGCCCGGGCCUCGCUCGUCGAUCCGCAUUCAUUACGUUGUUGGUUCGUGACUCUCCCUCUCGCAGUCUCUUGCUCGACACAAAGACGCAGCUGAGCAUGCACGUACAUGCAUGCCCACUUAGCUUGCAAUGCAACCUGCACGCCGCCGCUGGUUUGGUGGGACCGGUUUUGUCCUUGUCGUGUCUUGUCUGCCCGUCUUUGAAUGUUUUGGACCACAGACACCGACACACACAAGACACACUGGCACACGAUACACGAUACACGACGCGGCGGCUCCACCAAACACGCAUGCCGCUCUCGCAUUCUAACCCUCCUAGCUCUGCCGCGCUACGAUUGCUGCUUUGGGCCGUUAUUUCCACCUCCAUUUCAAGGUCUGACAGCCCUUCAUUUCCCGCUGCCUUGCCUCGACCCAUCUGGCAGCCCGCAAACACCUGCAGCAUCCCUCCGCAAUCACAAAAUGAUGACCCUCUCGAAUGAUCAAGGACCGCGUCCGUGCGGCCAAGGCGUUAUUAAUCUUCCAGCAGCCUGCCUGCUUGGAACGAGAUGGAUGGUUGGGAAAUGCCCUCGCUUCCUCCCGAACGUU
Messenger RNA from Periconia digitata, 1373 nucleotides. The record is from the annotation of a GenBank genome assembly. Lineage: Eukaryota; Fungi; Ascomycota; Dothideomycetes; Pleosporales; Periconiaceae.